Engraulis encrasicolus (European anchovy) is the source of this 1346-nucleotide messenger RNA. RefSeq names its product protein FAM3C-like. The transcript has 11 exons. Lineage: Eukaryota; Metazoa; Chordata; Actinopteri; Clupeiformes; Engraulidae. The record is from RefSeq and is a predicted model, not a curated record. Bases 146 to 1000 code for a protein of 284 amino acids.
UCUCUAUUUGUUGUCUGUGCGAGGGUUGUUACGACUGGUAUUUUGUUAAACAAGAGCAAAGUAUGUAAAGGUCAUUCUGAUUUUUGUUUAGCUUAUACUAAUGUACUGUUUGUACUUCCCUCUCUGUUGAUCUGUGUCUAUCUGUAUGAGCAACGUUCUUUCCAGCUAUGUGAUAUUGACACUUGUGGAGCCCUCCUUUGCUUCACAACUGUUUGUGUUGGAAGCAGUGUGGCUGAACAUGGACAAGAUGCUGUAUGUGGUGAAAAAACCAAUGAGGAAAGCGCGUAAAAAAGGAAAGUAUGUUUACAUCAUUAUAUUUAUUGUCUUCGCUACUGCUUUGUAUGUGGCUCCUCCCUUGCGGUCUAUUGCUAAUCUACCAACGUACUGCUUGAAAAUGAUAUCUCCAUCGCAGAACUCUAAAGAUACACCACUCUCUCACCUCAAGCAUUCAGAUACCGCAAAAGCUCCCAAAGCUCUGCAGCAGAAGUGUGGCUUACCAGAGGCUUGCCCCAUAGGCAUGUUUGCUUUCAGCAUCAGGAGUGGUGCUGCAAAUGUUAUCCCGCCUGCAAUGUGUUUUAAUGGCGAUACGAUUAUGAGUGGUGCCAUGAGAAAUACAGGUGACGGACUUAACAUUGCUGUAAUCAAUGCCCGUACAGGAGAUGUUAUGAGAACAAACUCCUUUAACAUGUGGCAUGGUGAAAUAAAACUUCUGGUGCCAUUUCUGAAGGCCAUCGAGGACAACACGUUUGUACUGAUUGCGACAUUUGAUGAUGGGGCAACUAAGAUGACAGAUGAGGCCAGAACAUUAAUUGUGGAGUUUGGGAGUUCAAAAAUCAAAAUAUUGGGCUUCCGUGAUAACUGGAUAUUUGCUGGAGGCAAAGGAUUCAGUAGGGAAAGUCCAUUUGAGCAGUACUUGAAAAACAAUAGGUCAAGCAACAAGUAUGAUGCCUGGCCUGAGCUGCUGGAAAUGUCUGGCUGUCUUCCAAAGAAGCUGGACUGAAACUGGACAUCGUUUUGUGUGUGUGUGUGUGUGUGUGUGUGUGUGUGUGUGUGUUAAUACUUACCAGAGAAAUGUUACAUGAAUAAUGCAAAAAUGAAGGAAAGGAUGUCUAUAACUACUUAAUGUACAUAAUGAGAGAAUAUCAGUAUUGCUUAUAAAAGCUCACAAUAUUUUUAUGUUUUUAAUAUGCACAUUUUGAAGAAAACUGUUGUAACUUAAGACAUAGAUUUUUGUUGUUGUUGUAGGUUAGGCCUACAUGAAUACACAUUUUAUAACAACUGAUGAAGAGCUACACUGUUGCUUUAUUAAAGAAAGGCAAAUAAAUGGCAUUGUAUAACCUUUUUGG